CGGAACCGGAAGUAGCGGGGGACGCGCCGGUCCCCAGCAUGGCGGCCGCCUGGCCCUCCGGGCCGGCUGCUCCGGAGGCCGUGGCCGCCCAGCUCCUGGGCGUCCUGUGGCUCGUGUCAGUCACCACGGGACCUUGGGGAGCGGCUGCCAUCGCCGCAGCCGGUGGCGAGGAGACGCUUAAGUGCGAGGACCUCAAAUUGGGACAAUAUAUUUGUAAAGAUCCAAAAAUAAAUGAUGCUACACAAGAACCAGUUAACUGUACAAACUACACAGCUCAUGUUCCUUGUUUUCCAGCACCCAACGUAACUUGUAAGGAUUUCAGUGGCAAUGAAACACAUUUUACUGGAAAUGAAGUUGGUUUUCUGAAGCCUAUAUCUUGCCGAAACGUAAAUGGCUAUUCAUACAAAGUGGCAGUUGCACUGUCUCUUUUUCUUGGAUGGUUGGGAGCAGAUCGAUUUUACCUUGGAUACCCUGCCUUGGGUUUGUUAAAGUUUUGCACUGUAGGUUUUUGUGGAAUUGGGAGCUUAAUUGAUUUCAUUCUUAUUUCAAUGCAGAUUGUUGGACCUUCAGAUGGAAGUAGUUACAUUAUAGAUUAUUAUGGAACCAGACUCACAAGACUGAGUAUUACUAAUGAGACGUUCAGAAAAACACAGCUAUAUCCAUAAAUAUUUUUAAGAAGAAACAGAUUUGGGCUCCCUUGAUUUCAAUCAGUGUGUGGAUUUCCAGAUUUUCCUUUUUCUUCUUCACAUACCACUUUAUGGAUUCUAUAUCACUUUUUGUUGUUCUUGAUAUUUUUUUGUUUUGUUGCUUUACUUGAAAGCAUGUAAUUCUGAGAUUUAUUUAAUUGGACUUUCUUUGAGAGCUGUGUGCUAAUAGAGUCAUGCGUGGGCUACUGUCUCUAUGAGAUAGCUUAUUACCCCGAUAUUCUUUAAUGUCCUUUCCAAAGGCAAGUUGCCACUUGCCAUUUUCGCUUCUGAAAAAUAAAAGUAUGACUUAUUCACAUUUUUUAGUGCUUUAUUGUCAAGAAAACCUUAAAUAUUGAAUGCUGCUGUCUUCUGCAUUUUGAUCCUUCAAAACAGUUAAUCCACAAUGUGAACAUAAACCAUUACUCUAUUGCCUGGGGCCACAGUUGUGUAUGAGAACCCACCUGUUUUUCUGCAGCUUGCAGAUCUGUCUCUGCCUUGGUAUCCAGGGAGCACAAGAUCACUGGGGAGUCUGAGACCUUGAGGCUACAUGGAUACUUCUGGCGCUGAUUCAGGCCUCUGAAACGUGAACUUUUUCCUUUUUGCUUUGGGAGUGAUGCACUAGCUUUUGGAAGACCAGCUGCUGACUCAUCUAGCUCAGUGCAGUUAUUUUUGAAGCUGGAUGGACAAGGUGGGAACACCAAACACAUGAUUAAUGUCUUCCAUCUGUUUGCACUGCCAGGCAGAUGUUGGCACAAGUGCCAUCAGGGAUGCACCAGUGUCUGAAGGAAGCAGCCCCUGUACAUUACCACUGGGUUUCUUACUGUGUUUAGGAGGGUUGUAAGAAGAUGGAAACACAUGAAAUGUUAUGUCCUCAGUUAUAUCAUGCUUUCUUUAGUAACAAGCAUAGUGAUUUCACAAUUACUUCAGUCCAGACUCCUUGGGAGGAAAUACCAUAAUUUUUAUCACUCAUUUUAUUCAAAAGUAUGCAGUUAUAGUACAGUUAGCUUCAUAACAUCUUCAUCAUUCAGUAACAGCUUCUCCAUUUGGUGGGAGAUUUUGCAGUAUCAAUAAAUAACAUGAAAUUGGAUUGACUCCUCAUGUACAUGAAGAAUGGUCUCUGAUUCAUUUGUUAGUUAAAAUACUGAGUGUCUACUCUGUGGGAGACACUGUUCUAGAUGCUGGGGUGCAGCAGUGAACAAAACACAAACGAACAUGCCUGUCCUUAAGGAGCUUAUGUUCCCUGGGGACCAAUUUUUCACAGUUGUAGUAUUUCUAUACUAUCGAUGGUUAAGCUAGCUGGUAGAUGCCCAUUUUCUAGUAUUUCCUAGUUCCUUUUGAUUGCAGAGAGUGCUUUGGAGUUUAACCUCAGGAUCACCUAAGCCCAGAUUUGAAGCCUUUAUGUUUCUACAGCCAUGUAGGUUCAGUUAUGUAAGAAAUACUUGGAAUCAAAUCUUGAAAAGUAAUCUUGAUUCUUGCUGUGAUUGUUAGUUAUUAAGUUGAUUAGUGGGAAGUCUGUUUGAAAGCAGGUGCUUCUCCAAGUAUUUAUUCAUAUAAGCUGUAUUCCAAAAGGGUUUUAGAUAAAAUCUGGAAAUAAAGUCUCUUUGCAAUACAUUCUUAAACCUGUAGAUUUUAUUUUAUCUAUAAUUUCCUAAAUUUACAUGACAACACUAAAGUUUUUCCAGUUUGCCCAAUUCUCUGUUGCCUAAUAUAUGUAAUUUUUAACAAAUGGUUUUUCUGUAUCUUGUAUUUAUUUUUAUGUAAAUGCAUGUAAUACAUGUAAAUGCAGUUUUGUUUUGCUUCAUUUUGCUUUAAUGGAGCAUUAUUUUAUUUUGGCUGUUAGUAGUGUCUGUGAGUACGAAUCAUAUUUUGAUGCCUCUGUAUGAGAUGUUUUAUAUGAUAACUCUGCUUUUAGAGCAGUGGCCAAAAUUGUGAGAUGGAUUAGCUUGGUCACUACUUGGGUUACUCCUAACACCUGUAAACCUCUAGUAUGGAAUGGAAUGGGUUCUUUCAAUGCUACAGAAACAGUGUGUCUAAAGAAAUAUUUACAAAUGAUAACUACUGAAGCCUAAAAUAAUUAAUACAAUUUCCAGAAGUACUUCUUUACCAAGGAGGAUUUCUUACCUACACUGUAUUAAAAUAAAAGACCUCUUUAGGACCUCAAA
Messenger RNA from Canis lupus familiaris (dog), 2848 nucleotides. It is a transcript of the gene TM2D1, whose product is annotated as TM2 domain containing 1. Gene Ontology annotation, molecular function: amyloid-beta binding; G protein-coupled receptor activity. Lineage: Eukaryota; Metazoa; Chordata; Mammalia; Carnivora; Canidae. The record is from RefSeq and is a predicted model, not a curated record. The coding region runs from base 39 to 665 and encodes 208 amino acids. Gene Ontology annotation, biological process: apoptotic signaling pathway. The transcript has 7 exons.